UCGGCUUAUUUGUACAAACACACAGAGCAGAAGUUGAAGCAGUGAUUAAGUGUGCAUUGGUGUUCGUCGAGAUUGUUCUCGCCGGGGCCGCCUUAUCGUUGGCUCUGGGGAUUCUCAAGCGCUUUAUGUCGGUGUCACUGAAGGUCAAGGUCAUGACGCUCAAGACCAAGGUCAAGAAGGUCACGAUAAUGGUCAAGGCCUUGUGGUACCUCUUAAACCUCCUGAAAGACCUUGUUAUCCAGAGGGAUCUCACAGAUCCCCACAUACCGGACGGCCGUGAUGCCCUCCAGCACGAUGAGGUCCUGUCCAAGCUGUGCAACCUUCUGCAGGACUUACAUGGGGAGGAGGUAGAGGGACCCAAGCAACUACUGCAAGACCUCUGCGAUGUCUGGAGGAGCCACCUGAAGCAGGACAAGUCUUCAGUAACCGAGGAGAGCUGCACGCACACCACUCUGACCUCGACGGAGGAGUCGAGUUCUGACGAGGACGGCCUUAACGAAUUUGAGCGGCAACUCCUCUGCUGCCUCAAGACGCCGCAGGAGAUAGUAUCAACCUGGGAAGCCAUCGGAGGUCACGAGGACAUCCUCGAGGAAAUCGAUACCCAAGUGGCAGGCAUUAUUAAGUUUAAAAAGUACUUCCCUCAUAACCCAUGCCACCAUCCACCCAGCAUGCUGCUGUACGGGCCGCCGGGGUGUGGUAAGACCAUGAUAGCAGAAGCUGUGGCAAAAAGCUGCGGCAUAAACCUGCUAACGGUGACGUCUUCCCUCGUCACGAGCAAGUGGCACGGUGAAUCGGAGAAACUUCUCAACGCGGUUUUCACCCUAGCUUACAAGAGGCAACCAGCUGGAAUAUUUAUAGACGAGCUGGAUACCUUCUUUUCGAAGAGAGGGGAGAGUGAGGUGCGCGGUUACAUGCUGGGAACGUUCCUCACCAACACCAAUGACUUCGACAGAGAACCAGACAAGCUCAUCUUUAUCAUAGCCGCCACUAAUCGCAUGGACCUUAUUGACUCCGCUAUCCUACGCCGUUUUCCGCUUAAAUUAAAUGUAAACGCGCCGAAUUUUCAGGCCAGAAGACAGAUACUAAAACUUUGCCUCCAAAAAUACGAGGUCGACUCGUAUAUAGACUUAGAAUCGGUAGCUAAAUUAGCUACAAAUUGUUCUGGAGAUGAUUUAAAAAACAUAGUAGAAAUUACUUUUGCUGCUCUAAUACGACAGUACAUUCGGGAAUGUUGCGAAUCAGAUAAAGAUAAAAACUCCGGUGCAACGAAGUUUCAUCAAAGACAUGACCGCGUAGCCUUGCCACCUAUUACUCAACAGAUGCUAAAGAGGCAGGUGAUACUAUACAAAAAGAGGAACAUGUAACUGAGAGAAGGGGAGAGUGUACCCUCUAAGGGUAUUGAGACAAUAAACUAACCCAAGUUAUUUUUGUAAUUAUCAUAAAGCAUUUUUAUUAUUAUCAUUAUUACUAUUUUCGACCACAGACGUGGCCACACAUUUACCAAAAAUUACAUUUGACAUUUAUCAAAAAGCAGUGACUAACUUUCGCCCUCCUGGGCGGAGGUAUACUGAACUCUGUAAAUACUAUAUGACUACUGGAACACUUUAUUAUAUUAUUAAGUUGAAGAUUAUUACAAUAUACUGGACUUGUCCCAAAAUUUGCUAUGUAAUGCAUCAGUUAUACAAUGUAUGUGAUGUAACAAUAA
This is a messenger RNA of Procambarus clarkii (red swamp crayfish), 1705 nucleotides long. RefSeq names its product outer mitochondrial transmembrane helix translocase-like. The record is from RefSeq and is a predicted model, not a curated record. Gene Ontology annotation, molecular function: ATP hydrolysis activity; ATP binding. Gene Ontology annotation, biological process: extraction of mislocalized protein from mitochondrial outer membrane. Gene Ontology annotation, cellular component: mitochondrial outer membrane. NCBI's taxonomy places the organism in Eukaryota, Metazoa, Arthropoda, Malacostraca, Decapoda, Cambaridae.